Messenger RNA from Tribolium castaneum (red flour beetle), 1092 nucleotides. RefSeq lists its product as uncharacterized. Gene Ontology annotation, cellular component: transcription regulator complex. The record is from RefSeq and is a predicted model, not a curated record. Gene Ontology annotation, biological process: regulation of transcription by RNA polymerase II. NCBI's taxonomy places the organism in Eukaryota, Metazoa, Arthropoda, Insecta, Coleoptera, Tenebrionidae. The transcript has 4 exons. Gene Ontology annotation, molecular function: transcription coregulator activity. The coding region runs from base 93 to 1067 and encodes 324 amino acids.
GUUGGCAAUCCUGCCGACAAGUGUCAAACGUCAUGUUGACAUUGACAGUUCCUGUAAAAUAACAAUACGAAAUAAUUCGUAAUUUGUGCAAAAUGCCUGCCGCUGUGGACAACAGCAAGCCGGAUCGGUCCGAGCAGAUGUGGAAGGUGCUCAAAGCGCACAUUCUGCGUGAGCGCGCUCGCAAAAAGCAAGAACGGGAGGCCGAAGUGGAAGAGGAACGUCUCCGUAAAGAACGCGAAGCUCGCGAGCAACAAGACGUCAUGACUUUGGGUGAAACCCGCGAACAGAUCUCACAGCUUGAGAGCAAGCUCCAGAAACUGAAAGAGGAGAAACACCAGUUGUUUUUACAGUUGAAAAAAGUCCUCAACGAGGAUGAUAAUAGGAGGCGACAGAAGGAGAACAAUGACGUGCUGGCGAUUCAAGCCCUCCCGACGGGUCUGGUGCACCACCAGCCGUUGUACAUCUCGCCCAGUGUGCCCCGCAAUGCUGUGCCCCAGCAACAAACGUUUAAAACUGCGGUCAAACGCCCGCGGAGCCCUAGCCCGCAGCCGGCCCCCGUGUCGUCCUACCACCAAGGCUAUGGCUACAAGCCCUCAGUGGCGGUCUCUUCCUACCAGAACUCGCCCCAAAAAGAUGAUGGUAGACGUAAUGAGUUAGUGAGGGCAGUUUUAUGGAACAAGACGCAAUAUCCGAGUCAGCAAGCAACGUUUUAUUCGGUCUCUCCGCAGGAUAUUUCGAUGUAUUAUCCUUUGGGGUCCAUCUCGUCGCGGGAGCCCCCACCCUCUAGGAGCGCCUACGAGCCCCCACGGCCCCAAACGUACCACUUGGAGCAGAAAUUACCCGAACAUUACACUCUAAGAGUACCGAGUUCGCACGGACACGUCAUUCAUGGGGGCUCCAUACCCUUGAGCCCCGCGCAGCCCAAGACUGGGAGCAUCACAGCGGGGUACCCCGUCAGGAGCCAACAACAAUACCAACAAUCAGCCCCCGCGUCACUUUAUACGGCUCAAAGUCGGCCGUUGUAUCAAUCGCCAGGGACUCCAAUGAAUUAUCCUCCAAGAGAAUAAGAAAUAAAAAUUAAUAACUAACUAA